Messenger RNA from Trichoderma atroviride IMI 206040, 1296 nucleotides. RefSeq lists its product as uncharacterized. Gene Ontology annotation, molecular function: fumarylacetoacetase activity. The record is from RefSeq and is a predicted model, not a curated record. Gene Ontology annotation, biological process: L-phenylalanine catabolic process; L-tyrosine catabolic process; homogentisate catabolic process. NCBI's taxonomy places the organism in Eukaryota, Fungi, Ascomycota, Sordariomycetes, Hypocreales, Hypocreaceae.
AUGGCUUCUACAACUUCUUGGGUCCCAUUGGACCGAAACGGCGACUUCUCAAUUCACAACCUGCCCUUUGGCAUCUUCUCUGAGGGCACCUCACAACCCCGCGCUGGAGCUCGAAUUGGCGAUUUUGUCAUUGAUCUCAAGGCGCUGGCCAGCGAUGAGCAGGCCAAACAGCAGCUGAGCUCUCUUGGCGAUCUGGAAGCCGUCUUUGGACAGUCGUCUCUCAAUGCCUUUGCCGAGCGCGGGCGCUCCGUGCAUCGUGCUGUGAGAGGCGAUCUUCAGCGCAUUCUAAGCCAGUCGACCGAUGUGCCGGCCAUUCUCAAGGACAACGAGGCGCUGAAGCAAAAGGCGCUGAUUCCAGUCGAAAAGGUCAAGAUGCAUCUGCCGAUGCAGAUUGGAGACUACACCGAUUUCUACGCGGGCUAUCACCACGCCUACAAGGUUGGUGUCCUGUUCAGAGGACCCGACAAUGCGAUGCAGCCCAAUUACACACAUCUGCCUGUGGGCUAUCACGGCCGCUCUUCCAGCAUCGUCGUCUCUGGGACUCCCAUCCGACGACCUCGCGGUCAGAUCCUCCCCAACCCGGCAGCGACCCCCAAGGAGCCGAUUACGGUGGCUUGCCGCCGACUAGACUUUGAACUGGAGCUGGGGUGCUUCAUAUGUAAGCCCAACGAGAUGGGCGAGUCAAUCGACAUCAGCAAGGCCGAGGAAUACAUUUUCGGCUUCGUUCUCUUGAACGACUGGAGCGCCCGUGAUAUUCAGGCGUGGGAGUAUGUCCCUCUGGGGCCAUUCAACGGCAAGAACUUUGGCUCAACCAUCAGCCCAUGGGUUGUCCUUGCAGACGCGCUGGAGCCCUUCCGCACCGAGGCGCUGCCAAACGACACCCCCGUGCAGGAUUAUCUCAAGGAGACGCAGAAGAAGAGCGUGUUUGACAUUCAGCUCGAAGUCAGCCUUACCACUGAGAGCGGCGACCACGUCAACUUGACCAAGACGAGCGGCCGGAACCUGCUCUGGUCCUUCCCACAGAUGAUUACGCACCACACCGUCGGCGGAUGCCCCAUGCGGGCCGGAGACUUGUUAGGGUCCGGAACCAUUAGCGGCACAGAGCCUCACGAGCGCGGCAGCUUGUUGGAAAGGACCGAGGGCGGCAAAGCUGAUGUCCAGCUGGAGAAGGGUGGUGUGCGCCGCUUCAUCGAGGACGGCGAUAGCCUGAACAUGAGGGGAUACUGUGAGAAGGAUGGUGUGCGGAUCGGAUUUGGUGACUGCGAGGGCAAGAUUCUGCCUGCUCAUGGGCCAUGA